AGUAAGCCCGGGUUGUGGAGAUCCCCACUGUGCGAACGUCACAGACAUUGGCAGCCACGGGACUCAUGGUUAUCAGAAGCUUUAAAUACCCCAAGAUUCAUGCGCAUGACUGUUCACACUCUCACCUGGGUUCUUAUCAUCGAUCAGUCAAAUCCCAACAGGACAAUGAACGGAAAGGUUUACGACGAGAAAAUGGAAAGGACUCUUCCCGGCUCCAUCCCCCUCCACCGACGGCACUUUGUCCCCAGAGGUUUCCGGGCUGCAACCUCGAAUCACUGAAAGCGGUACGGCACGCAUUGAUCGACAACCACACCAAAUAUCACAUCUUCUGGAACGACAUAAAGUUCCACAACCACGUUACCCAUCGAGCGCUUGCGAUAUAUGCGUUAGGAGGGAGUGGCACCUUGAUUGAAACGUUCUACAAGCAAGAUGUUAAAGUUCAGAGAGCUGCUUUCACGUCGCCUGAGCCCAUCACAGCACAGAAUUUCGUUGAGCAUCUCAAUGACGAAAACUACUAUCAAGCAUAUACCACUUUCUUUUCCGAAGCCAUUGAAGAGAAGGGUGCCUCCGCGACUUUGGAGGAAUUCAUCUUUUCCGAGCAGUACAACUUUCAGCCUGGAAGAGAUGCGGCAAGCCAACCGGAAAUGUUGUGCCGAUUCGUAGAUGCAGUUAUGCACCCAUUGAUUCAGUCUGGACAUGGCGUCGAGUUUGGCUUAAAAGGCAUGCUUGCCGAAGGGCUUGCGUUGGCGGCCGUGCAUGGCGUUCAUGCCCCGGGAUUCUUGCCACGGUCAAUGUUUGUCGCCCAGCCCGGCGAUGACAUUGAUGGCGUGAGGAACGGUUUUGCGUCAUUGGUGCUCGAUGGCCAGUCCUCUGCUACAAAUCUCAAGUCAGCAAGUGGGCAGGCAACCCACGCCUUCUCAAUUCUUGCUCGCAUUCUCAAGGACCCCGGCCUUGCGUCGGCAGGCCCACGCCUGCCCUUCGGGCAAUAUCCUGACACACUCGUAACUCGCGGAGACAAAAUCCGCGAGCAUGUUCAGAGUUGGACGAUAGAUAUCUCCAAACCCGGAGAGAUCGAACGCAAGAUGGAAGAGUGUAUUUGGACCUCCUCCGUGAUAUAUGCUAUCGGAGGAUGGAGAAAUGGCUUCACUGCCGAUUUUUUCCUGAUGCAUAUGGUCACUUCAAGUAUAUUCCUCCCUUCACUCAUCGCAUACCUGUCUCCUCGAGCACAAGUCCUCCUUCUCCGUGCAUACCUCACAAGCGCUGUUACGUGGUGGGUGACCCGCGGUCGCCCCUCCUUGAAUUUCAAGUCAUUCUUUGAGUCCACGUCCACGGUGCCGAAUCCUCCGAACAGCCCCGCUGUCCCACCAGCAGAACACAUCCUAGCAGAGGACGCACAGACACCGAACCCAUUCCUUCCUCUCAUCCAAUCAUCCAUAGCACACCCUAGCGACCAUCACCCCAAGAUUCAACGAGCUUUCGCACACUUCUCUACCAUCUAUGGGGCCCGACCCAAAGGAUACUUUGCUGGCACUGAACUAGAUGGGGCAGAAGAACUUGACGGCUCAUUAUUCGUGCGAGCAGCCGUGCAGACUGCAGAUUACAUGGGAUGGGCGAGAGAAGGGGAAGAAGCGAAAGGAUGGUGUCUCGAAGGGUUCUACGUGUAAGUGGUGAGGCAAAUUGGAGCAAAGCGGUUGUUACCUGUUCGAAGAGAGUAUGAGGAUUAGGUCAAGACGAAUACUACUCACAUUCCUUCAUGCGUCAUAUUCGGGGGACAUGGACGAUUGCG
Molecule: messenger RNA, 1786 nt
Organism: Suillus paluster
Lineage: Eukaryota; Fungi; Basidiomycota; Agaricomycetes; Boletales; Suillaceae
Exons: 5
Coding region: 66-1664 (532 amino acids)
Molecular function (GO): oxidoreductase activity
Source: RefSeq, a predicted model, not a curated record